AUGGAUCCUAGUUGUCUAUUCAAAACACUACUAGCAACCAAUUGGGCGCUAUUUCUAUGGGAUCAAUAUAUCACUUAUCGACAGUACAAAGUGCACCGAGAUGCGGAGAAGCGUCCGGAAGAAGUGAAAGAGUUGAUUAGUGAUGAGGAUUACAAGAAGGCGAGAGACUACAAGAUGGAUAAUCACACGUUUGGAUUCUUGCAUAGUUGGUUCAACCAGCUUCUGACUACUGCUCAACUCGUCGGCGGAUACUUCCCAUUCUUGUGGUAUGCCACCGAGAACUUUCCAUUCCACGUGGCUGUCUUCUUGUCUGUCAACACAAUAAUUGAGACUAUAAUCGAUCUUCCAUUCGAUCUAUACUCUACUUUCAUCAUCGAAGACGCUCAUGGAUUCAACAAACAGACGAUUGGAUUCUAUUUCGUUGAUAAAGUCAAGAAAAUGCUCGUCGGAUUCGCUCUCACCAUGCCAAUUGUCUAUGGAAUCGAAUGGAUUAUUACCAACGGAGGGCCAUACUUCUAUGUCUAUAUCUGGGUCUUCCUCUCUGUUAUUGUGUUGCUUCUGAUGACUAUCUACCCGACAUUCAUCGCUCCACUCUUCGACAAAUAUUUCCCACUCCCAGACGGUGAACUCAAGACGAAAAUCGAGAAAUUGGCCGAGUCUCUCAAGUAUCCACUCACCAAACUCUACGUUGUCAACGGCUCCAAACGAUCUGCUCACUCCAACGCCUACAUGUACGGAUUCUGGAAGAAUAAGCGUAUCGUUCUCUACGAUACUCUUCUCAGUGGAACUGAAAAAGAGAAAGUGCACAAGUUGUAUGUGGAGGCGGGAGAGAAGAUUGAGGAGACGGAGAAUGAUAAGAAGAGAGGAAUGAAUAAUGAUGAAGUUGUCGCCGUGUUGGGACACGAAUUGGGACAUUGGGCUCUUUGGCAUACUCUCAUUAAUCUGAUUAUCACCGAAGUCAACUUGUUCUUCUGCUUCGCUGUCUUCGCAUACUUCUACAAAUGGGACGCUCUUUAUCAAGCCUUCGGAUACCGCGAUACCCCACCAAUCAUCGGAAUGAUGCUCGUCUUCCAAUUCAUUUUGGCCCUCUACCAUCAGCUCGCCCACAUGGGACAAGUCAUUCAUUCUCGUUCUGCUGAAUUCGCUGCCGAUGAGUUUGCUGCGAAACUCGGACAUGGAGACAAUUUGAUCGGAGCACUCACUAAACUUGGAGUCGACAACCUGUCUAUGCCGAUCAACGAUUCUCUCUACUCGUGGUGUGUCCACACUCAUCCACCUGUCGUCGAACGUGUCGCUGCUGUCAGAGCUUUCACGGACAAGAAGAAAUAG
Messenger RNA from Caenorhabditis remanei, 1329 nucleotides. RefSeq lists its product as uncharacterized. Bases 1 to 1329 code for a protein of 442 amino acids. Gene Ontology annotation, cellular component: endoplasmic reticulum membrane. Gene Ontology annotation, molecular function: metalloendopeptidase activity. The transcript is spliced from 5 exons. Gene Ontology annotation, biological process: CAAX-box protein processing. The record is from RefSeq and is a predicted model, not a curated record. NCBI's taxonomy places the organism in Eukaryota, Metazoa, Nematoda, Chromadorea, Rhabditida, Rhabditidae.